AAAAUUGUUCUGAAAUUUCAUAUUUUAAGAAUUAUUAUGAUCAUAUUAAUACUAAAACGCAAUAUAUAUUUAUAGAAAAGGAUUGUAAAUUAUGCGGAAAAUUAAUUGAUAAGAUAUCUUUCGGGUUUAAAAUGUGCUCGAAUUGCUACUUAAUUUCUUCUGGGUGGACAAAAUCAAAUUUUACUAAUAGGUCUAUUCCAAUUCUUUAUUUACCAUGGUGGGACGCUUCUAAUAAAAGUAGUGUUUGUAACCAUAAUCUAAAAUUUAUAACCGAUUGUCAAAAAUGGUGUUCAGAUUGCUUCAUAGUUUACGUAGGGUGUAGAUACUGUUUGACAACAAACAUAAUUUUUGGAAUUACCGAUCAAACUCAAUGUAAGAAAUGCAAAAGAAUAUCAAAUAUAGUUAUCGAUAUCACAAAUAUUAGCAGUGGAAAUCAUAAUAUAGAUGAAUUUCUUAUUUCUACAAGAACCAACAUCGAUAGUCAUCAUAAGAUUGCUAAUUAUAUGAAUGAUAUAGAUAAAAAUUCUGAUCCUUUAAACGUGUAUCGUUUCAUUGAACAUGAACUCAAAAUUAGUACAAAACGAACAAUGGAGUGGAUUCCAUAUUCUCAAAUUAAAAAUUCAGAAAAAAUAGCAGAAGGGGGAUUUGGAAUCAUUUAUAAAGCAACUUGGUUCAAAACUCUUGCUGCCGUAAAAAGAUUUUCAAAUUCGCACGAUAUCAGUAAAUAUUUUUUAAAUGAAUUAAAAUCACUCCAUCGAUGUUAUGACACGCUUUUUAUUAUCAAAUAUUAUGGUAUUACGCAAGAUCCUGCAAUAAAAGAUUAUAUGUUAAUAAUGGAAUAUGCGAGUGGUGGAAAUUUACACAAUUACUUGAGGAAAAAUUUCGCAAAUAUUAAAUGGAUCACAAAAUUGGCUAUUUUAUGUCAAAUUUCAGAUGGACUUAAGACUAUUCACAAUGAAAAUUUUAUACAUCGAGACUUCCAUAGUGGGAAUAUAUUAUCGUUAAAAGACGAUCAUAAAAAGUGGGUAAUUGGAGAUUUAGGAUUGUCACAACCAGCAAAUAAUUCAUCGAAUAAUGAAAUAUAUGGGGUAGUGCCUUAUGUCGCACCGGAAAUAUUUCGAGGUGGCGCAUUUUCUAAAGAAUCUGAUAUAUAUAGUAUGGGUAUGAUUAUGUGGGAACUUACGUCAGGUUGUAGGCCUUUUUCUAAAGUUGAACAUGAUACAGAACUGGUUUUGAAGAUUAUUGAUGGUAAAAGACCUGAUAUUACGAUUGAUACUCCUGAGACUUUUGCUAAUUUAAUGAAAAGAUGUUGGGAUUCUGAUUCAUCAAAAAGACCCUCCAUAAUUGAAAUUAAAGAAACCGUCGAUAAUUGGUAUAAUAAAUGUAAAAAAAAUGAUGAGAUAUUUACUAAAGCCGAAAAUAAACGAUUAGAAUUAGUAGAAUCGAAACAAAUUGGUCCCGAAAAACAACAUCCUGGCGUUGUUUAUAAUAGUCAAUCUUUAAAUUCUUUCAUUUUUCAAGUUUCAUCUUCUAAUUCGUCUUUAACAAAUUCGAAGCAAACAAAUACUUCGGAAGAGUUUGAUAUAUAUAAUACUAAAUGUAAACUCGGACCAGCUGAUUUUAAACCCUCAAAAUCUUUGCCUAUUAAUACAUUAUCUGGUAUGUACUAAUAAAAAGAAAUUCUUAAUUUAUGUACUAAGUUUAUUUUUUAUUUAUAGGAUAUAAAUCAACAGAUUUAGAUUUUGAUAUUGAUAAAAGUACCC
This is a messenger RNA of Rhizophagus irregularis DAOM 181602=DAOM 197198, 1763 nucleotides long. Lineage: Eukaryota; Fungi; Glomeromycota; Glomeromycetes; Glomerales; Glomeraceae. The record is from RefSeq and is a predicted model, not a curated record.